Molecule: messenger RNA, 1386 nt
Organism: Penicillium samsonianum
Lineage: Eukaryota; Fungi; Ascomycota; Eurotiomycetes; Eurotiales; Aspergillaceae
Product: DUF2841 domain-containing protein
Exons: 5
Coding region: 1-1386 (461 amino acids)
Source: RefSeq, a predicted model, not a curated record
AUGGAUAUGAAUCGUGGAUAUCCAUUUCCCGGAGAGGUGCUGGAGCGAAGACACUCUGAUACGUGCAUCCCGCAGCAACCACCGAUGAACAUGCCGAUCACUCCUAAACAACCUCAUACCGCCGAAUACACACACCCUCACUUCGCCAUGAUAUACCUUGACCAUAACGGUCAAUGGCAACUACAAGCCUCACCCUCAAUUGCAGGCUGUGAAGGCGCAAUCUUCACACCUGAUGUUACAGACCGAUUCAUAGAAAUGACUGGCCAAGCCCCACAGGCCAGCCCGCAGUUCACAAACCCAACCCAAGCCCCCCACUCCCCUUGGGACGAGCAACCAUCUUCGGGAUGGGGCUCCAAUCAGGCGAGACAGGCCGAGAUGAUUCCGUUCCAAUGGUCAUCACAGCAAAGCCGAAAAAAGUCAAAGCGUGCCGGCGGUGUGUCCAGGUCUCGACCUAAAUCUAGCUCGCCGCCACCUACCACACCUCCACCCGGGCGGACUGUCCUUCGUGUCGGUAACCGAGCGCUGCUGCGACGGUACUACGAGAAGGCAUUCGAGGAUUUCCAACAGCUCAACUGCCGCGCUAUUGCAAAAUCUUAUAUUAAGCUUGUCGAGCCUAGGAAGCAGGUCCAUUAUCCGUACAACGGACGCAGGGUUAUUGCCGGUGUCUCACAGCGUGUUGACCCGGAGUUUACCAAGCCUGCGUGGUGGCCCGCUGGUGUCUUACACAAAGAGCCUGAUCAUCUGCUCAAGCCUGACCGACUGCGACUUCUUGUUCAUAUCCUCUGCGAACUGAAGGAUACCCACGGAGUCACAACAGACAAACUGCGAGAUGCUGGCCAAGACGUAAGACGCCAGAUUACCCCUGCCCACAGGCUGCAGGUCCUAGACGAGAUCUACUUCGUGCGACAAAUGGAAGAACAGUUCCUGGAUGGUGAAAUCGACGCCAGCACUUUGAUUCAGGUCACACAAACACAUCUACCAGAAGCAAUCUUCCAAGACGGCGAUGAACUAUCAUCCCGUGCACACGCAGCACCGGUAAUAGCGCCCAUGAUCGAGGCCAAACAUGACAUGCACGAUGCAGGUGAUAACCCCGGCAUUUCCACGCUGGAAGAAGAUGACUCAAAGCUACAGCACUCGCAUGGUCUGCCCCUCUCACCCACCACUAGCGAGUCAAGUGGUCCACACAGCCCAACAGGCAGCUUCGGCUACCCAAUGGGCAUAGCACCAUCAGUGCAUGUAAUACCCCCUCUCGAGUCCCAAAAUGUCACAAAAUCUAUGCAUCCAGACCCGAGUUAUCUGUCUGGGUACUACUCGCAGCCGUUUGUGUCAGAGAAAGGGCCCGGGUUCUGGCCACAUGCCAGCUCUGCGUCGCAAUUUGGAUAUUGA